Messenger RNA from Bipolaris oryzae ATCC 44560, 462 nucleotides. RefSeq lists its product as uncharacterized. The record is from RefSeq and is a predicted model, not a curated record. NCBI's taxonomy places the organism in Eukaryota, Fungi, Ascomycota, Dothideomycetes, Pleosporales, Pleosporaceae. Bases 1 to 462 code for a protein of 153 amino acids. The transcript has 4 exons.
AUGGAAAGUCGUUGCGAACAAGCGGCGGCUUCGGAAAAAAUCAAGGAUAUGCAAGCACGGGGCCAGGCCAUUCCUUCGGAUCGUGGCAUCGUCGUUUUGGGUGACAUUGCUGUUGCUCGCCAGCGACGCUGCACGUCAACCAACGGCGUUGCUGAUUUUGCAGGUCGGAAGCACGUGACAUUCAUUACUUUUUCAUCGUCAUCCGCUCUCGCUUGCAUGCAUGGGGAUUGGCUGCCGCCAAAACAAAAAAAAAGUGAUCUAACGGUGGCUCAUCGAGAUUCCGGUGACGCCCUUCUGCGGGUCAAGGUACAUCCAUGGUGGGCAGCUGACCCGGCGUCAAGCAUGAGCGAGCAAGAUAGAGAGACAAAGAGUCCCCUUUGGCAACAAGUGAGGGUUGCCAUGACUGAAACCUGCUCACUGUUUGCUGCCUACGUGUCCGUGUUCUUCUUUUGCGGGUAUUGA